Lactuca virosa is the source of this 246-nucleotide messenger RNA. The record is from the annotation of a GenBank genome assembly. NCBI's taxonomy places the organism in Eukaryota, Viridiplantae, Streptophyta, Magnoliopsida, Asterales, Asteraceae.
AUGCGGUCGAUGGGAACAGCAGAGAAGGAAGAAAACGAGGGGAAAAGGGAGGACCUCUGGGGUUUGGCUAGACCGAAGGAAGAAGCAACAAAGUUGUGGUGGCCUUCGGUGGGUGCAGAUGGGAGUUGUAGGGCGGAAAACAAAGGAGAAGAACUGGGAAGGCUUUGGUUGAUUCAUUUGACAGAAAAGAGAAGGAAGAACAAUGGUGAUGAUCUCUUCUUUGAUUGGAUACGGAGUACAUUGUGA